CACUUGUUAGCCGAUUGCUUUGUCAUGCUGUCUGGCGGUGAUGUCAAACUCGACAUUUAGCGACGGCUAGCCCGCUAGCUAGCUAGGAUAACGCAAACAAAGCAUGGCUACAAUAAACAUACUGGCAGUACGCGAAUAAUCCUCACAGUGCUGCUUUGCUAGUUGUGCUGAGAGUGGAGGCGAGCGCCGCAAGUUUGUUAUUAUUGGCGUUUCAUCAUCACACUACAUUGAGGUGGGGCGAGGAUGACCAGACAGACAGAACCACAGCGUCGGUUCUGAAACGCACACACACACACACAUCUGGACUGCGACAUGAGCUGCCACUCGGUCUGACCAUGGAAAACUCGCCUCUUUUCCAGUACCUGCACGAUCUAGGCCACACCGACUUUGUGGCAUGUCCGACGGCGUCGCAGGAGGAGGAGGAGGAGGAGGGCGGCGGAGUGGAGGGCGACCCCUCCUCCAAGCAGGAAGUCCCACAGAUAGGGGGUCUCAUGCGGACGCUGGCUGAAGCCUUGUGGAGAUGGAGCCCGGUCCACCAGGCGGCCUCGUCUCACAAGCUGGAGCAGCAGCUGGACGCCGUGUUCUGCCAGUACUCUGUGAGGUGCAUUCUGGACCAGGACGUCCUGCUCCAGGAGGACGUGGAGCUCAUCGAGCUGUUGGACCCCAGCCUGCUCACCUUGGGCUCGUCACCCGACCGAGCCGGCUCCCUGCCCCGACCCGGUUUUUUCGCCACGCCCUCGUCUUGGGACGUGGCAGGUCUCGUGGGCCUGGCUGCUGUCCUGCUGGGUCUGUGCUCAGCAUCCGGGGGUCUUUGGUCACUGACCGUUGCCCCGUGGGGGCUGGCCCUGCUGGGCUGGGCGGGACUGAGGGCGGCGGGGCUGUGGAGGCAGGGCCGAGGGCAGCGGGUCGUCCACGCCGGAGUGUCGCAGCUUCACGCGCUGGUCCACAACAGCAAGACCCUGACGGGUUUGUCCCGUAAAGCUCUGCGUCUGGUCCAGGAGACGGAGGUCAUCUCCAGAGGGUUCACCCUUUUGCUCGACAGGGUGAGUGCGGCCGGCACCUUUAGCAGGGCGGGGCCGGGGGCGGUGCCACGGGGACAGCAGCUGAUCGGACUGAGGAAGGCCUUGUACCGGGCCCUCCGCUCCGCCUUCAGAGCCUCCCGGAGAGCCACGUGUCACAUGCUCAAGGCGUUCCCCCUGAGCUCGGAGAUCGACAAUGUGACCAACUACGUGUCCGCAGUGCCUCUGAAGGAGCUGGGUCUCGGCCUAGGGAUCGAGCAUCUGGGGGACGAGCAGGCCCAGGAGCUGACUGAUGACUACAGUCUCCCCGCCCUCAAGGUGUUGUACCAGCUGUGGGUGGGGCAAAGCUCAGAGUGCUUCCGCAGAUUAGCCCUUCUCUUGUCACCACGACGACUGGAGGAGGAGUCAAAGGAAGCGGGCGAGCCCAUAGAAGAUCCCUCCCCGCCGCUGCCGCCCCCUCCAGCUCCGCCUGCUUUGCAUCGCUCCAUCGUCGCGGUGACCGAGCCUCUCCACCACGCUCUGGCCGCUUGUCUCGGGGAGGUGCAGCGCAGCUACGACUUCCACCGUCACUUCCAGACGCAGGAGCGGAUGUCAGGCUCGGACCGCAACGGUCGAGUCCGGGAGAAAUGCAGAGAGAUCAACACUCUUCACACUUCCAUCCGAAGCCUGCAGCUGCACCUCAAAGCCCUGCUCAGCGAGAUGAUCAUCCUGGAGGACGACCUGGAGAAGCUGAUGGUGUCCAAGGAGCCGACAGAGCUGACUCUGGAGGGCUACCAGGACCUGAGCGAGCGGCUGCACCAGCUGGAGCCGCACAUGCAGGCCAGCACCGGCUGCUGGGACGACACCGUCGGGCAGGUGGAGCGCAUGCUGAGGCGGGCCAGCGCUUGUCCAGGCACCGCUGACGCUCCAGACCAGAGUGGCACUCCCGAGUCCGAGGUCCCAGACCCUCCUCCGUCUUAUCCCUUGAUCCUGGAUCGAGAUCCGGUUCCAGAAGAGCUGGAGUGGGAGGCCUACGUGUCGGAUUCCGACUCGGACGGAGGCGGGAAGGAUUUCUGGUGCGACAUGUUGUCUCCGGAGGAGAGGGAACGUCAGCGGCGCGAGCGGGAGGAGUCCCGUCGCGUCCUGUCGGAGCUCAAAGCGGUGCUGGGCUUUCGUGCGUCCGAGGGAGAGAGGAUGAAGAGGAAGCAGAUGCUCUUCAGCGACCAAGCUGCAGUGACACCUUCAACUUGCGGUCCGAGCUCCGACAUCGCAGAAAAAGGUGACGAAGGAGGAAACGGCCAACCAGAGUCCACGGCAGGAAACCAGGAGGAAGCCAGGGAAGGAAAGGACCAGCGGGUGAGUCCUGACCCCAACGACAAGCCGGUGACGGAGUUCAGCUGCGGUUCGGAGGCAGCGGGAGCAUCUGUGUUCACCGGAGGAGGAGGCGGAGCUUCCGAGCUGCACCAAUACGACGGCGUCCCGGAGGAGGGGGAGGAGCAGAAUGGUAUGGACUGGCCCCUGAAGCCCAAAGUUCCCGCUUUCUCUGUGAUGGACAGAUUGACAGGGAUUCAUAGCUCGGACACGCUGAGCUUCAGCUCCGCCCUCGCCGCCCAGGUGGCGGCACGGUCGCAGACGCUCGUGAAACUGGAGGAGCAGACGUUUGGAGAUGAGGGGGAGGAGGAGGGUGAAGAAGAGGAGCAUUGAACAAAGAUUAAUUAUCUUUAAUCAAGCAGUGCUUGUGUUAGCUUGUGGAGCUAGUUCACAUCGUUCUCCAUCCAUCUUCCUUUACUGCUCUCUUGCUGUCAAAACUCAGGUACCAAAACCACUGAAACCACGUCUGACCUCAUCUGUGAAGAUUCUUCUCACUAUUCUUGAACCCUAAUGGAACUGGACUUGUUGGAGAUUCUGGAAGGUUGAGGUGCAAACAUCUGGAAUGGAAUAAAAACCUUGGUGGCUUAGAAGAGAACCGUGUGGAACGCCACUCAUGCCAAUUAGUUGCAUUUGUUCAGAACAUGUAGCAUUGCGGUCAGAAAACCAUAAUGGUUUGUGUGGGAUGCUAUUUUUACUGUCAGGGUUUUAUUUUGGAGGGCUGUGCAUUCAUCAUACACGCGGACGUGAGUAUUUGGAAUUAUUUUAAGACCGUUGUGACAUCACCCAUGGGGAAAGAAGGAGUGUCUGAUGAGUAUUUGCUUGUUAUUUCUGUCAUGUGAGAGACAAUCACUGCUCUCUCUUUUCAAAGACGUCACCAUAGAAGUGGGACAGCUUUUCCUGGCCUACAGUACGCCCUGCCUUGUAGGUGAGGGGUACGCCUCUCAUGCGUUUUCCAACGUGAAAUAAAAUCCUAUUCAACAGUG
Messenger RNA from Dunckerocampus dactyliophorus (ringed pipefish), 3352 nucleotides. It is a transcript of the gene vezt, whose product is annotated as vezatin, adherens junctions transmembrane protein. The transcript is spliced from 12 exons. NCBI's taxonomy places the organism in Eukaryota, Metazoa, Chordata, Actinopteri, Syngnathiformes, Syngnathidae. Gene Ontology annotation, cellular component: plasma membrane. Gene Ontology annotation, biological process: cell-cell adhesion. The coding region runs from base 336 to 2702 and encodes 788 amino acids. Gene Ontology annotation, molecular function: myosin binding. The record is from RefSeq and is a predicted model, not a curated record.